Molecule: messenger RNA, 606 nt
Organism: Caenorhabditis remanei
Lineage: Eukaryota; Metazoa; Nematoda; Chromadorea; Rhabditida; Rhabditidae
Exons: 4
Coding region: 1-606 (201 amino acids)
Source: RefSeq, a predicted model, not a curated record
AUGAUGCGUUUUGUCAACGACUCUAACAAAAUGGAAAAAGAGCGGAACAUGGAGUUCUCUCACAUCGUUCUCCUCACUGUUGAGAUUGCUCUAAGCAUGUACGGAUACUAUUCCAUGAAUUCAACGCUUAUCAAUUCCGUCGUUGAGGCAUUCUACAUCAUCUGGAUUUUCAACCUCUUGGCCGCCUCUUUGUUCAGUAUCAUCGCCAACCCACUUCUCUUCUCCAUCUAUCGUGUUGGCUUCAGAAUGAUUCAUCUCGCUGCUGUCGUUUACAUUUUCUGCUGGUAUGGCUACAUGGCAGUCUCCGCGUAUGUCCUGGUCUUCUGCAUUGCGGAUUUUGUCUAUCUUGUCAAUGGAGUGUCGAAUGAACAGAUGACUUUUUCCGGAAGAUGGAUAGUCAGGACCACUAAAAAAUGGCGACUUUCUUUCGAGGAGACAAAUGUUGAAUACGCUCGUUUUGGUGCUCUCACCUCCGAUGAGGAUGAACCGUUGUUCAGAAAGGAUGACAUGGAGAUUGACAAUUCUUCCGAUUACAUCAUUGCCAACGACGAUGACAUCAUCUUUCCAUACCCUCCCCUGAAAUUUCGUAAUGCUGACAUUGUUUGA